Messenger RNA from Oncorhynchus keta (chum salmon), 6804 nucleotides. Its product is annotated as matrix-remodeling-associated protein 5-like. NCBI's taxonomy places the organism in Eukaryota, Metazoa, Chordata, Actinopteri, Salmoniformes, Salmonidae. The coding region runs from base 6 to 4754 and encodes 1582 amino acids. The transcript is spliced from 5 exons. Gene Ontology annotation, cellular component: neuron projection. The record is from RefSeq and is a predicted model, not a curated record.
UGUAUAUGAGGAAGGAAACUCCAGGGGAGGUGGCUACUCGACUCAGAAACCAGAACUCCAGGAGGAGGAAUGGGGGCGGGGGCAGGAGAAGACGGCCCAAUACGGGCAGAAAGAAGCCAAAGCCUUAUAAUCCGUUGAGAAGUGAUUUUACAACCGCAGCCACACCGAAGGACGCGCUCCCAACAACUACCAAGGCAACCACUGCCACGUGGACUAAAAUAGAAGCGUUCGACAAGGCCAAAAGCAUGACGGACAGGUUUAACACCGCAGUUCCAUCGACGGGAAGCCAAGCAACGUCAUCAGGCCGAGUGAGUCACGAAGAGAACACAGUAGUCUCUUUAUACCAAGACAGGAUUGACCCUUCAGUGAAACCGACAACUCGCGCCGAGACAAAGGACACCCUUUCACCACACGCCAAACCACUGUUCGGGAGCACAACAGCCCCACUGGCGUCUCCUACAGCCUCUUUAACAGAAACAUAUAAACAAACGUCCCAGAGCAGCCAUCACAGAGCAGCCCCAGAAAGAGCCUCUCAGACUCCGAACACGCCGAGCCCAGUCCCAGAGCACUCGGUUGUGCACACGACAGCCAGUCAGGGGAAUAUUACAAGCGUCCCCCUUCCUGCAGUUAAACCAACCGAGACAACACAAAGGGGAGGCAGCGCUACUGUAGACCUUCACCCUGUUCCAAGUCCUGACAAGUACCCGGAGAAUCGCAACACUCGCCCGGGAGUGCCAGCAGAUGGACAGCUCAACACAACAGACUAUCGAUAUACAACAGGUACUACUGAGGUUAAAAAGGCGCCGGUCAAAGAGAUUGACAGCAUGUCUCCAUCUAUCCGGCAUGAAAUAACCAGAGCACACGGCACAACACACGCCCCGGGUGCCUCAACAAAAGAGUCCUUCCAUGAGGAGGCAGAACAUGAGGAGGCUCGGGUUAGCACCACUGAAAGGCUGGUGACAUCUGAAAGCUCUUAUCGCGGAUCCGGUCCCGAUAAAACAGACGCUAUUAAGCCCAGAACAACCUUUGAUGGGCACUAUAACAUCAGAGAAAGCACUUCCACCACAGGCAAAGACCAAACACCAGUGGAAAAUGUUGCAGUUUCUGUUGCUGCUACUACAACAAAGGAUGUUACUCCCACUAUGUCACCUGUCACCUCCACAUCAGUUAGGACAUCCAUAGUUUUCCCCUCUAGGGUGAGGCCUCAGAUCCCUGUACGAAACACUCCAUCCACUAGGGUCAGGACCCAACCUUCAUCCAGAACAGUGGAGGCUCCCUCCAACUCCAACCACAUCCCAGACAGUCACCGAGAGAGAGUCCUCAUCUCUCAACCCGACCAGAGGAACAACCCGAUCCUCAACAGAGGAGACUCCAUCCUAAUCACCAGAUCUGACCCCAACAGACAACCACCACCAGCCGACUCCCACACCACUACUAAACUAGAGUCAACUGACAUCAAGCCUGAUCCAGUCACCGGUGUUAAACCAACCACCACAGAACCCAGAACACCCCACAGGACAGUCACAAACACAAACACCCAGAUGAUCAGACAGACGACCAUUACAACCACUCUCGCGUCCACCACCACAAAGAGCUUUUCUCAGACUUCAUCAGUGUCUUCAUCGAGGCCUCAGAGUCCGUCCGGUGGGGGCCAGAGAACAGAGACCCCUACCCAGACACAGGGGUUAUCAGGUGGGGUGUCGGGAGGUGGUCAGAGACCCCCCGUAGCAGGGCCUGUUGUAAGAGGGAAGCCCCGGAUCACCAAUGUGGAUGUGCGGACAGUGACAGUGAAUGCAGAGAUGGAUGCACAGCUGCCCUGUGUGGCUGUAGGGGAGCCCAAGCCUUUCCUCUCCUGGACGAGAGUCUCCACAGGAGCAACAAUAGUCCAGAACACUCGGGUCCAGAGGUUCGAGGUCCAUCUCAACGGCACGUUUAUCAUCCGUAACAGCCAGCCCCAGGACCGAGGCCAGUACCUCUGUAUGGUCCAGAACCAGUAUGGCGUGGACAAGAUGGUGGUCUCCCUGAUGGUCCUGGCCCAGCAUCCCAGAGUGCUCCAGCCACGCUACCGCGAUGCUACCGUGUACCACGGGGACGGCAUCGAUCUGGAGUGCCAGGUACAGGGACAUCCCAUGCCCCGGGUCACCUGGGUGCUACCUGACAGGGUCCACCUCACUGCGCCCCCAGCCCCGGGCCCUGCCAGCCCAGCCAGUGGCCCCCAGCCCGGCCCACAGUCUGGCCCUAAGCACGUGGAACUCCUCAGUAACGGUACUCUUCGGAUAACCCAGGCCAGCUACACAGACAGAGGGAUCUAUAAAUGUAUCGGCAGCAGCGUGGCGGGAGCCGACACCGUCUCUGUCCGUCUCCAUGUGGCAGCCUUGCCUCCAGUCAUCCAACAACCUCGCUAUGAGAACAUGUCCCUCCCCGAGGGCAGCACGGCCUACAUCCACUGCACCGCCAAAGGAGCCCCUACGCCCGUCAUGCGCUGGACCACGCCCGAUGGAGUCCAGCUCCUCACCUCGCAGUUCGUCAACGGACGUAAUGUCUUUGUCUUCCCCAACGGGACCCUGUACGUCCGUGGGCUAGGCCAAGGCGACGCGGGGAGAUAUGAGUGUGUGGCCAGUAAUGCGGUAGGAGCCUCCAGGAGAACCAGCGUUCUGACAGUACUGAGACUCCCAUCCUCCACCAAGGCCAGGAUUACCUCCUCGUCUCCCCAGAGGUCUGACGUGGUCUACGGGGGGCUGCUGAGGCUCGACUGCAUUGCCACAGGAACACCAGAGCCCAGGAUCAUCUGGAGGACCCCCUCUAAGAAACUAGUGGAUUCCCAGUACAGCUUUGACCCCAGGAUAAAGGUGUUCACCAACGGUUCUCUGACCAUCCAGGCCACGACAGAAAAAGAUGAUGGGGACUACCUGUGUGUGGCCCGAAACAAGAUGGGGGACGACUACAUGCUUCUGAGGGUUAACGUGCUGACCAAGCCGGCCAAGAUUGAGCAGAAGCAGCUGCUGGCCAGUCAGAAGGUGAUGUAUGGAGGAGACCUGAAGGUGGACUGUGUAGCGUCUGGCCUCCCCAACCCUGAGAUCCGCUGGGCUCUGCCGGACGGCACCAUGAUCAACACACUGAAACAGAUGGAUAGUAGUGUUAGAGGUGGGCGCACCCGCAGAUACGUGGUGUUCGACAACGGGACGUUGUACGCUAACGACGUGGGGAUGAGAGAGGAAGGAGACUACACCUGCUACGCUGAGAACCAGAUAGGGAAGGAUGAGAUGAAGGUUCACGUCAAGGUGGUGGCGGACCCUCCGAUGAUCAGAGACAAAACUCAAAGCCCUGAAGUCAUCAGGGUUCUUUAUGGGGAGACCGUGUCUCUGAAGUGCAGUGCCAAGGGAGAGCCGACCCCAGUCAUCACGUGGCUCUCCCCCACUAACCGGGCCAUUGCCUCCUCCCCCACUAAGUACCAGGUCCAUAAUGAUGGCACAUUAGUGGUCAAGAAGGCGCAACGCUUUGAUGCUGGUAACUACACCUGCAUAGCUAGGAACAGUGCCGGCCAGGACCGCAAAGUCACCAGGGUGGAAGUCCUUGUGACGCCGCCGACCAUCAACGGACUGAGAGGUAUGGUCAAUUCUAUCAGAGUGACGGCUAUAAGGGACCAACGGACAAUGCUAGCCUGCGAGGCUGUGGGGACACCCAUCCCCCGGGUCAUGUGGGUGUUACCGGAGAACGUCAUCCUCCCGGUGCCAUACUACGGCAGCAGAAUGACGGUGCAUCGUAACGGUACAUUGGAUAUACGUUCGCCGAAGGGGACCGACUCGGCUCAGCUGGCCUGCAUCGCACACAACGAGGGCGGGGAGGCCAGGCUGAUAGUCCACCUGGAGGUUAGAGGGAUGGUAGAGAGGCCGCAGCUCAGAGAGCCCAAAACAGAGAGCCUCUCUCUAACGGUAGGCAGUACCAUGACCCUGAACUGCUCCUUUGAAAGAGGCCCAGCACCCCCAACGGUAACCUGGAUCCUCCCUAAUGGUUCCCCCCUCAUGAGGGGUGCCCAGUUCUCCAAGUUCUUCCACCGACCUGACGGCUCCUUGGUCAUCACUAACCCCUCUGUCUCUGAGAGUGGUAUGUACCGCUGCCUGGUGAGGAAUGUCGCCGGGCUAGUGGAACGUACUAUUACAUUAGCCCCGGAGAGGAAACCAGAGAUCAAUAACCGCUACAACUCCCCCAUCAGUAUUAUGAAUGGGGAGAGCCUCCAACUCCACUGUCUCUCCACGGGGGACCCCCUCCGGCUGACGUGGACCCUGCCCAGUGGGGUGGUCCUGGGGCGGCCACAGAGAGCCGGUCGCUACGCCGUAUUAGCCAAUGGGACGCUCGCCAUCCAGCAGGUGUCCGUCUACGACCGCGGCUCCUAUGUCUGCCGAGCGGCCAACGAAUACGGCAGCGCCCUGCUCUCCGUGCCCGUCAUCGUCAUCGCGUACCUGCCUCGCAUCACCAAUGGCCCGCCUCCUGUAAUGUACGCUCGCCGCGGCGUGGCGGUCCAGCUGAACUGUGUUGCCACGGGGAUCCCCCGAGCUGAGAUUGCCUGGGAGACGCCGGAUAGGGCGCGGCUAGCGGUCAGUGCCCAGCCACGCCUCUUUGGCAACAAGUACCUCCACCCACAAGGCUCUCUUAUCAUCCAGAACCCCACACAGAGAGACCAGGGCUCCUACAAAUGCACCGCCAGGAACGUGAUAGGGGUCGAUACUAAAGCCACCUAUCUACAUGUGUUCUGAUUAGCCUUAAAAAUCAUAUGCCCAAGAAACUGCGAAAGGAGCUGAGCACGGCCAAUGCUUUUCAUCCAUCCACAUGAUGUUGAAGAGACUUUGCAUCACUGUCAACUCAAAGUAAAGAUACACUUUCCAAUCGGUAGCUAAACAAACGAGCCUCUGUGUGCGCAGUAGCUGUGCUGUAUGUGUCCUGUGAUGUCAUUCAAGGCCAUAUUUCAGCUGCGUUUCAAAAAAAAAAAAAACAUUUUGCGACAAAGACAUUUUUCACUCAUCAAAAAACACUUUGCAAUGAAGGACUUUAAUAGAGAGCAAAAAACUGUAGUAUUACUAUUUGUAGCAUUUAUACAGACUGUAUAUGAGAGCAUGUGACUUUUCAUCUAGGCUGCUUCUCUUUUCCAUCUCCUGCGCUGACAAUGACAAUUGUGUGCCAAACUGUGUAGAUAAGCGUAGCUAAAUAUCUUGUUACGUUCGAUUAAUGCAAAUAUUCGAAACGAUAUACUGUUGACACAGAAAAUGGGGACGAUCUCAGGGCUCCAAGCAACAACGGCUGGUGUUACAAUUAUGAAUAACUGCUUCACAACCAUCCAUAUUAUCUUACUAUCUUAACCAAAGGUCUUUUUUUAAGGACCGCUAACCCUGCUAUUUACAGGAGCGACUCACACAGUACCGCUACUGUGAUUAUUGUACAUGCAAUAUGGUUUAGAUCUGCUUGCAACCCUCAUAGGUGUCAACAUCAGCUACUAAAAUAAUUAAAUUAUUUGUCUUUAACAGACUCUGAUGUAUAGGACUAUGACACGUUUUUAAUAAAGAGACGCUCAAAAUCCAUCGUAAUCUUGGAGAAUAUCACUUUCUGUAAAGAUUGAGAAAAGACUAUGGAUGCAUCCCAAAUAAUGCACUAUAUGGGAAAUAGGGUGCGUUUUAAGGUGCAGCCAUAGUUUAUGGGCCCCGGUCCAAGUAAGCACACCACAAAGGGAAUAGGGCGCACUUUGGGAAGGGGGUAAGAACUUCAAACUAGGUCAGGACAGAUUAAGGAUCCGUCUUCCAAGAGUAAACAUUUCAAACGUAGCUCUGGGAUUUAUUAUACAGUCAUGGUCCCUCUCUUGCGAAAAGGAGAACCAUCUGUUUGUGUGGGAAAUCCCCUAUUAGUUCACUGUUUUCCCUCUGAAAGAAUUACUGCUUUAACUAUACAGACUUAAUUGUAAUCGGCUUUCGUGAUUUAUGAAAUCCACUCACAACUUGAAGUGGUGCAGUACCGCUGCGACAGGGAUGACGUAGAAAAUGUGUUUAUUUGACUAUUGAUGGACCUGCUCUUCGGGAAAUGGGCCGUACGAUUGGCUGUUGAGCCCAAAGAAUACAUUUUCCCUCUUUUGUUUGAAAUAAUCAAAGAAGUAAAGGCUUUAGCUGUCUCUCACUGACCCAUGCCCAGGUCAAACACAAAGCAGAAACCACCCAGGGCAGCUGCUCACAUCUUGGACACACUUGUGGUCAUGUCUCCCCCAGUACUAUAGAGAUGAAGUCAUCCAUUUUGCCAUUAAAGUACCAUAUUGUCAUCAGCACUAAGUACUGCAGUCUUGCUGUGUUUAUAUGAACUAUUUCUUUCCAUUUCCACCUCCGCUCUGCUCUGUCUUUAACAUGGUUAACGUAAUACCUUAUUAUGCAAAUGGUGAGACUGAUGACAUCCUAGGAGAGAGUGAGAAAGACAGAGAGAGGAUGAGAGAAAGAGAGAGAGAGAGGUAGUGAACCUCAUGGGCUCCUGAGUUCUUCUGCAAAAAGAUAGAAAUAGAGUUGGAUAAAUGUAGAUCAACUUGAAAUGUUUUGCAAGGACUUCUACAGGAUACUACCCUCAACAUCAAAACCUUCAAACCAAAUCCAAAUCCCAUACUUAAAAUGACCUGGAUGGACUAUUGCUACAAAGGACUAACCUGUACGUACCCUCACACUUUGACUAGGUACCAGUACCCCCUGUAUAUAGCCGCGUUAUUGUUAUGUAAUUUCUUGUUACGUUUUGAUUAUAUAUAUAUUUUUUUUAAAUUAAAAAGUACUUUAGUUUAUUUUG